Drepanopeziza brunnea f. sp. 'multigermtubi' MB_m1 is the source of this 1362-nucleotide messenger RNA. The record is from RefSeq and is a predicted model, not a curated record. Lineage: Eukaryota; Fungi; Ascomycota; Leotiomycetes; Helotiales; Drepanopezizaceae.
AUGGCUGGCCUGGCGUCGCAUCUGCAUCUGCAUCUGCAUCUGCAUCUGCAUUGCGCUGAGUUAGUGCGCCCACCUGGGGCCCGCAUGGAUGGAUCCGCGGUGGUCGAGCGUCGCGCGGCGAGCACAGGCGUAGCUAGGGUGGGAAGUCCUAUAUGUACUGUAUCUGAUCCUGCGGGUUCACAUCCCCUGCACGUACAGAACUCCUCGUUUGAUCCUCGUGCGCCAACCCUUCUUCAUUCUUCUUCGGACCUAGUCUUUCUGGUCUCUGCGUCUGCUUCUGCUCGUGCUUCUUCUCGUCUCCUCUUCCCCUUCUCUUCUUCCGCUUCCGCUUCCACUUCCACUUCCACGUCUUCCACCGCCGCUGCCCCGGGCUCCGAACCCCUUCAUCCCUACGUUCGGCCCCUGUUCCUGACCGACCUGACCUGGCCUGGCCCCGAUCACCCAAGACUCCGAAGUGCUAAUAAUAGAAUUUCCUACCGGCUUGUCAGUCCUGUAAUGGUCGACGUACCUGGACGUAUACGGAGUACGAACGGAGCGGAGGGACAGCAUGAUGCCAGGAACGUACGUACCCCUGGCUUUGCAGCCUGCUUGCGGACUACGGUAAGGUUUGAGGCCGCAGAAGCGGGUUCAAGCCGUGCUGGAUAUUCCCCGUACCAUCCUAACCUCCCCCUCCCCCCUCCCCCCUCCCCCUCCCCCCUCCCCCCUCCUCCUCCUCUCCCCUUCUCCCUCUCCCUCUCCCUCUCCCUCUCCCUCUCCCUCUCCCUCUCCCUGUCCCUCUCUCCUGGGACCCUUUUUGACUUUGAAAUGAGAUGUGGGGGCCCAGCCCAGCCCCAGCACCAGCAACCAGCACCAGCCCAGCCAGGCUCAGGCUCAGGCUCAGCGCAUCAGUCACGACCAGGACCAGGAUCAGGACUAGGAUCAGGAUCAGGACCAGGACCAGGACCAGGGCCAGGACCAGGACGAGGACACAUGUGGCCGAGUCUGAGACCGAGUCUGAGCCCUACGGAGAGUACUCUCUGUACAGAUAGACCGUGGUCUGCAUCUGCAUCUGCGUCUGCAUCUGCAUCUGCACCCGCACCUGCACCUGCACCUGCACCUGCACCUGCACCCGCACCUGCACCUGCACCUGCACCUGCACCUGUGGAUUCAUCAACCCCGAGCGAGUCGAAACUCAAUCUCGGGUCCAAAAGUCAAUUGUCAGCCUGGACCACGUGGGAAAGCCAUGGAGCCAGCAACGCCUGCGUGCGCGCCGCUGUCUCUGCUGUCGGAACGUCGCCGAGGGCGGAGGGGGAUCAGGGACGAAGAGGCCAGAGGAGUCCAUUCAGACAGCCAGCAGCUCCGGGACCAGACACCAGAAGAUGA